Molecule: messenger RNA, 1806 nt
Organism: Anguilla rostrata (American eel)
Lineage: Eukaryota; Metazoa; Chordata; Actinopteri; Anguilliformes; Anguillidae
Gene: urod
Product: uroporphyrinogen decarboxylase
Exons: 10
Coding region: 178-1275 (365 amino acids)
Biological process (GO): heme biosynthetic process
Cellular component (GO): cytosol
Molecular function (GO): uroporphyrinogen decarboxylase activity
Source: RefSeq, a predicted model, not a curated record
GGGUUGUCCUUCAGUUUCAGGGGAAAAAAAUGUCAGCGCUCUGGUGGAUGUGGGCGUGACAGAGGAAUGAACACAAUCAAGUUCGCUGCUACGGUCCAUGGCUGGCUAGCAGAAGUCUGAUCUUGGUAGUCCAUGUGAACAAGUUACAUUGCAGACACCACUGGCUCUUUUGCCAUCAUGGAUAACAUCAUUUGUCCAAAGGAUUUCCCAGAACUGAAGAAUGACCUUUUCCUGCGAGCAGCCCGUGGCGAGGAAACGGAGCAAGUGCCGGUAUGGUGUAUGAGACAGGCCGGGCGCUACCUGCCAGAGUUCCGUGAGUUCAGGGCUGGUAAGGAUUUCUUCGACACGUGCCGGUCUCCAGAGGCCUGCUGUGAGCUCACCCUGCAGCCUUUGAGGCGUUUCCCCUUCGAUGCGGCGAUCAUCUUCUCGGACAUCCUGGUGGUUCCGCAGGCCCUGGGUAUGGACGUGCAGAUGGUCCCAGGGAAAGGCCCCUCCUUCCCGGAGCCGCUGAAAGGGCCGGACGACCUCCAGCGGCUGCGGCCCAAGGUGGACGUGCCGGCUGAGCUGGGCUACGUCUUCCGCGCCAUCACCCUCACCCGCCACAAGCUGGAGGGCAAGGUCCCGCUCAUCGGCUUCACCGGGGCCCCGUGGACUCUGAUGGCUUACAUGAUUGAGGGGGGCGGCUCCACUACCUACUCCAAAGCCAAGCGCUGGCUCUACAGCCACCCGGAGGCCAGCCACCAGCUGCUGCGCCAGCUCACCUCCGUCAUCGUGGAGUACCUGCUGGGCCAGGUGGCAGCGGGGGCUCAGGCCCUGCAGGUGUUUGAGUCCCACGCGGGGAUCCUGGGGCCCGUGCAGUUUAAGGAGUUCUGCCUGCCGUACCUGCGGGACAUCGCCCGCCGGGUCAAAGACCAGCUGAAGGAGUCAGGCCAGGAGAGCGUGCCCAUGAUUGUGUUUGCGAAGGACGGCCACUAUGCCCUGGAGGACCUCGCUCAGUCGCACUAUGAAGUCGUUGGCUUGGAUUGGACCAUCGACCCGCGGUCCGCACGGGAGAGAACGGGAGGGAAGGUGGCCCUGCAGGGAAACAUGGACCCCUGCGCUCUCUACGCACCCAAGGAGCGGAUAGCGGAGAUCGUUAAGAAGAUGCUGGACGGCUUCGGCCCCAGGGGGUAUAUCGCCAAUCUGGGGCACGGGCUGUACCCGGACAUGGACCCGGAGCACGUGGGGGCCUUCGUGGAGGCGGUCCACGCCCACUCCCGACAGCUUCUAAAAUAACAGACCCUCCCCCCCUCCCCCUCCCAUCCCAUCCCAUCCCAUCCACCGGAGGCGGGGGACACACCGGGCCUCACGAGGAGGGGCCGGGCCGAGGCGCUGACUGCACUGUUCACUCUGGACCGCUGAUCGCUGUGUUAUUAGCCAGGCUAAUGCUAGGCGCGAAGGCGCCAUUUAUGUUAUUUCAGUGCAGGCACAACGCUGGCCCGCCCAUCCUCUCUGAGGUCGCCUGUGGGUAGCUGGAAACAACUUUUCCAACUGCCAUUUCUUUUCUGUGUCAGUUCCUCUGCGGAGGAAGUAGGGCCUCUACUUUGACCUUUUAUUAUUUUUUUCCCCCAUGAUAUAGUCAUUUCGUUUAUUAUGUUUGUGCCAGCAGAAGAAAUGUUUUAGGAGAAGGUCUCUGGAUGGUGGUUUGAGUGUACCGAGUGAAGAGUCAUGUUAAUUUGUUACAUUUUAGCAUAGCUAUCGUGAAGAGGAAGAAGUACAAGAGUGUACUUCGUGAAAAUUCAGACAAAUAAAAAAAAUUAUUUUGGA